AAAUGUUUGGAAACUCAGACUUCCUUUACGAAUAUAUCUCUUCAAAUAGCCUCUUUUGUGAGAAUAAUGACGAAAUGACCUGAAAGAAGUUCAGUAAAGACCAACUGGGCUUCUCUCAGUGUGAGAGUAACCAUCGGACGAUAUUUACUGAGAAUUUGAAAAGUAGUGACAAUCCUCAUACUUUUCAACCUAUAACGGCACCUGGAGGGACCAACUUGUUCAUAAAAGACGAAGAGGACAAAGAAGAGUUCCAUAGCUGAGAGAGUUCGAAUUCUGGUAAACUUUCUGGGCCUAUUUCGCAACAUUCUAAAAUUGAAGAGAAUUUAUGCAUGCCAGAAACGAAGAAUGAUAAACCUGAGAUAAAGGAUUCCUCUGUGCUUGCUUCCUUAUCAAAUAACUCUACUCACAGAAUCUCUGGGGAUGGUAACCAAGGCCAGAUGAAGUCCAAGUUCACAAACCGGCUACGAUUUGCAAAAACCCAUGAUAGAGAUAUGUUUAAGAGACUCCUAGAAUUAUGCGACCAAGCAGGGUGAGAAGUUUCAGAGUUUUGGAGAACAAAUUCUCUUUUAAAUGAAGCCCAAUGGGCAAUUAUUCAAACCCUUGCUAAAGAGAUAAGUUGGGACACUGAGAAAUCUGAACAUCUUAUUAAAAGGAUUAAUAAAAUUGGCAAGAAUAGUGAAAACUUCACUAUUCGUGACACUAAGCUGCUUAGGAAGAUGAUCAAUUCUCAAAAAUAAGGCAAAUUUACCUAUAGAUUUUGCUGAAAUAUCAUACUAUUUCCCUGGAAAGUCCAUCAAUACAUUAAAAUCAAAGUACAAUGAGAAGUACAAGUCUGGAAGUCCUCACUUACUUCCUUAAACUCCCUC
Molecule: messenger RNA, 866 nt
Organism: Moneuplotes crassus
Lineage: Eukaryota; Ciliophora; Spirotrichea; Euplotida; Euplotidae
Source: the annotation of a GenBank genome assembly